This is a messenger RNA of Vespa velutina, 1862 nucleotides long. Its product is annotated as protein NDUFAF4 homolog. The record is from RefSeq and is a predicted model, not a curated record. NCBI's taxonomy places the organism in Eukaryota, Metazoa, Arthropoda, Insecta, Hymenoptera, Vespidae. The transcript has 5 exons. The coding region runs from base 217 to 873 and encodes 218 amino acids. Gene Ontology annotation, biological process: mitochondrial respiratory chain complex I assembly. Gene Ontology annotation, cellular component: mitochondrion.
CUAAUAAAAUUGGUAGAAUAAUGUUGAAUAUUUGUUUUUAUAAAUUUCAAAUCAUUGAUUAUAUCAUCUAAUUCGAUCGUAGAACAUGUGUUAAAGUUGCUUGGUGGAUUGAAUGAAAAGUUUGCAAUAAUAUGUGGUAGUUACGAGUUUAUUUGCGAGAUCGUUUUUAACUGUAACUGAUUGUUAUUUUGGUCAAAAUAUUUUAGAUACGAAAAGAUGGGUGGAUUGGUUGGUAAAAUGAAACAAUCAAUGAAUAGAUUUAAUAUAGAAAAUCGUGCAAAUGCUGUUAUUUCAAGUAGUAAAAUAAUUCCUGCUCCUAAACCUGCUGGUGCAAUAAAGCAAUUGAAAGUAGCUCAAGAAUUAAAUCCAGAUUUUUUGAAGGAACAUUACGAAAAGGAUUUAAAACUUGAUGAACAUUUAAAAAAUGUUUAUGUAACAUCUACGGGAACAAAGAUGGAUACAUUGGAUCAACCAAAUCCUGAUAGACCAUUACCUAUAUCGAGAACCUCUGAAGACUUUGAAUUUGGAUUUUAUAUGCCAAACUCUGUUCCAGUAGGAAAACUAACCCUGAAAGAGAUAUUCCAAAUUAUUAUUGAGCAUAAAGAAGAUUCUGUUAAAAAUAGUAGUGAUAUUUUAGCUACGAAAUAUAAAUUAGACAAAGAAACAAUAGAAAAAUUAUUGGAAUAUUACAAGUUGUAUCAAUUAGUAUUUCCUAAAGAAAAUAUUGAUAAUAAAUUCAAAUUUUCUAUUGAUAAGAUAAAACAAUUUACAAAGGGAUUUAUGCAAUUGAAAGAGGAUUAUGAAAAUGAACAGGCGAAAAUAAACAAACUAAAAGAAAUAACUGCAUACGAAAAUAAAAAAUUAAAGAAAUAAGAAAAGAUACAAUUAAUUACUGAAGUGUAUAUUAUUUAAUAAAAUUAAUUAUAUUGAAAUGUACAUUUUAUGUGAUCUAUAAAAAUGAUAGGUAAUGCGUGUGAUUAAAUAUAAUUAGUUUUAAUUAUAAUAAGAGUUAUAUAACAUUAAGUAUACAUCAUAUUUGGAUUUUUAGCAAACAUUCAAAUUCAAAAAUUCAAAUAUUUCGUAUUCAAAAUGGAGUUAUAAGACAUACAUAAAUCUUGUACAGGAUAUCGAAGGUAAAUAUAAAUUAUUUUUUUAUGAAAUAUAGGUGCAGAGAAGAAAUGUAUAUAUUUUACAUAUUCAUAUAUUUAUUGCAAUUAUGUAUCACAGUAAAAUUAUAAUAAUACUUAAAUAUAGCUUUCAAUAAAUAGUUUAGCUAAUCACAUAGAUUUUUAUAGACUGAUUAAAAUUCUUAUUAAAGUCAGUCCAAUUGUACUUGUACUUUACAUAUGGAACACACAAUAUAUAGGUCUCCAUUUUUUUUUUUUUUCUAAACAUAUCUAUUAUCAUUGUACUAUCAUGUGUGUACAUUGUUAUGUUACAAUUAUUGACACAAAUUAAAGUAUCUGUUUUUCUAAUCCAAUAUAGAAUGUAUAUUUUAUUUGUUUUAUAUUAUAUUAAAUAAUUUUAUAUAUAUUCAAGAUUUUUUUAAGUAGAACAAUAAAUAAACCUUUGUAUUAACUGUAAAUCGUUGCAAAAUCUGAAACGUAAAAAGUUAUGUAUCAAUUAAUACGUAGUAAUCUAAGAAUAUUUUUAAAUAAAAAUGAUAAAAAUUAUUAAAAAGAUACAUUUACGUACUUAAAAUAAUAUUGUAGAUAAUCGUAAUGGUCACUAAUACAUGAAUCUCUUUAAAUGUAGAAGAAUUGGAAUGAGAACGUGCGAGAAGAAUGUCCUUGUUGACUUUACCCCAUUCAGGAAUGUCUUUUGUCUUGUCCAUCAUCCAAUAAAAGCCUUUCAUUCUUAAA